AUGUGUCGUACUGUCGUAUAGUUGUCGAAAAUUCUUUCAUUUAUGGCUCCGGUUUGAAGUUUUUUUGAGUUUUGUCUUGCGUUUCAUUUUGUGCGAAGUUGAUUCGGCAAGAUGCAAAUUUUUGUUAAAACCCUUACGGGUAAAACAAUUACUCUCGAGGUUGAGUCAUCAGAUUCUAUUGAAAAUGUAAAAUCUAAAAUUCAAGAUAAAGAAGGCAUUCCUCCGGAUCAACAACGUCUUAUUUUUGCUGGUAAGCAAUUGGAAGAUGGGCGCACGCUAUCUGAUUACAAUAUACAGAAAGAGUCAACACUUCACUUAGUACUUCGUUUAAGAGGUGGUGCUAAGAAACGUAAGAAGAAAAAUUAUUCCACUCCAAAAAAAAUCAAACAUAAGAAGAGGAAGAUCAAGUUAGGAAUUCUUAAGUUCUAUAAGGUUGACGAAAAUGGAAAAGUGCAUAGAUUAAGAAAAGAAUGUGCUGCUGAAAACUGUGGACCUGGAGUAUUCAUGGCUGAAAUGCCCAACAGAUUCUACUGUGGAAAGUGUAGUUCUACCAUACCUAAAUAAAUUGUAUUUUAAUUUUUAAGUACAAUACAGUUUAUUUUGAAAAGUCUUGCAUUUUUCUUUGACAAUAUUUUAAUAUUAUAUUAAAUUAUAAUUAUUAAAUAUUAGGUUUUCCAAUUCACAUAAUGUGUACAGUCUUAUUGCAUACAAAUAUUAAGUAACAUUUUUCUUUAAAUUAAGCAAAUAAUAACUACAGUAUUUGAGUAACUAGCAUACAUGAUAAAAGUAAAUUAAAUCUUAACAUACAUAAAAUGUAUACAUAGUAUUUAACAUGAUAUAUACAAUAAUAUUUGGUUUCCGCUGAUUUUUCAUCUAUACCUUCAAUAAAACAAAGAAUUAAAGGCUAAAAACAUA
Molecule: messenger RNA, 915 nt
Organism: Acyrthosiphon pisum (pea aphid)
Lineage: Eukaryota; Metazoa; Arthropoda; Insecta; Hemiptera; Aphididae
Gene: Rps27a
Product: ribosomal protein S27A
Exons: 4
Coding region: 112-564 (150 amino acids)
Biological process (GO): translation
Cellular component (GO): ribosome
Molecular function (GO): protein binding; structural constituent of ribosome
Source: RefSeq, marked validated